AUGGUACCUCCUACGCACCCUGCAGCUAGUCCAAGGUCCAACCGUAGUCAGUCCACCAAUGUACCGAUUUACGACCCUGUACCAAAGUGCGACGGGGCACUUGUACGACCGAGACAACACAUGAGUGAUAUGAAUAAGUACCGCAUAGAUUUAGGACUUUUCAUACCACACAUCGAAGCUACUGGAAACUACGAUGUCAACGGAAACGUGUUACUAUUACCGGUUAGAAGUAGAGGAGAAUUUUGGGCGUCUUUCGGAAACGUGACGGCCUUAGCAAAAUUAUAUGGAGUUGAGGUGAAUAAAGAAGGAGUGAAAUUCAUGAAAACUGAAAGAUUGGGCAUUGGGUUUAAACUGGAGAAAUCAGAUUUUAAGAUCAAAGAUGCUAUUAACAUGCAAAAUGUCAUAGGCGAAGCAAUGAACGUAUUCUUGAAUGAAAAUUCUGCAGAGAUCAUUGAAGAAAUGAAACCYGCCGCUUCGCAAGCCAUUGGCAAACAUUUUAAAAAUUUCUUGAACAACGCGUUCUUACAAAUUCCACUUAAAGUGUGGCUGAAAGACUCUGAAUAAUUUACUAUAACUUUUCAUGUCUAUCAUUUGUUUUGUAAUUUCCUUUACCAUUCCAAUACUAUAGUGAGUAGUUUUAUUUUUAAAAAUCAUAUUAUUCUCAUAAUAUUUGUAGUUUUAUACUCGUAUAUUUAUUUAAGUUACCAUACUUUGAACAAAUAUUAACAUAGAAUUUCUAUUAUGUAAA
Molecule: messenger RNA, 748 nt
Organism: Diuraphis noxia (Russian wheat aphid)
Lineage: Eukaryota; Metazoa; Arthropoda; Insecta; Hemiptera; Aphididae
Product: protein takeout-like
Biological process (GO): multicellular organismal reproductive process
Source: RefSeq, a predicted model, not a curated record